CCACGAUUCGUCAAGCCAGGGUGCAAUUAAAAAGCGACAAGGAGGGUGCGAUGAGAUGAGUUUAAGCGAGAGGGGCUCCGAUUCCGGGGAAUGCUGAAGAACCCACACCGUGGUCGUAUCUCCCACCUGCGAUGGUUUCCUUAUCCACCUGGGUCCGAUACAUAGCCCACAAAUUCGACUAUUCCGUCUCUCUCAGCUGGAAGAGCUAUAAACGAGGCCAAAUCGCUGAGACCGAAGUAGGUGAUGCAAUAUGGAAAACUUUGUUUCAGGGAAAGUUGACAUACUUGCAUUGGAACAAAGGAGAGGAAAUGGCACCUAACAUAGCAGGGCAGGGGGGAACUCUUCUUGUUCGGAAAAUACCAGCAGCAGAUCCAAAGCAUGUUUUUGUUGGAGAUGUCGUCGUCUUCAAGGACCCUGAAAAAUCUGAUAAUUAUCUAGUCAGAAGAUUGGCUGCUAUUGAGGGGUAUGAAAUGGUAUCUACUGAUGAAAAAGAUGAGCCAUUCGUUCUUGAAACGGAUCAGUGUUGGGUGUUGUCUGACAAUGAAACUCUAAAGGCCAAGGAGGCCAAUGACAGCAGAUCAUUUGGUCCUGUACCCAUGACAGACAUAGUUGGUAGAGUCAUAUAUAGCCUGAGAACAGCUGUUGAUCAUGGUCGUGUGCAGAACAGUCAUUUCAGCAUGAGGAAGGAUUCCCCUGUAUUGGAAGUUGAACUGGAUGUUGAUGAGAUGGCUAAAGAUCACAAAGCAUAGAUGGUGUUUACAAAUAAAAAGGCUUCUGAGUCAAUUGUUCUGUAAGUACUAUUGGCCCAUUUUCUCGUCAGAUCUCCUGUGUCUCAAGUGCUAAGGAGAAAAAGAAGAACAAGAAGAGAGUUUGGAGUCCUUUCAUUGUCAUCUGUUGUGCAAUGGCCUGGCAUAUUGAUCAUUUCCAUUUACUGGUUAUGGUGGUCUAGUUGCCGGAUCUUUAUUGCUUCCCCCGACCCUUUUCUCUUUCUCUUUUUCAGACUGAAGAAUAUUUCCCGGCGUUGUACUGAAUUUUGAGUUCCAUCUUUGAUGUGAUAUUCUAGAAAGAAAAACUACCAUUUGAGUGUCAA
Molecule: messenger RNA, 1090 nt
Organism: Rhododendron vialii
Lineage: Eukaryota; Viridiplantae; Streptophyta; Magnoliopsida; Ericales; Ericaceae
Product: mitochondrial ATP-independent inner membrane protease subunit 2-like
Exons: 5
Coding region: 132-749 (205 amino acids)
Molecular function (GO): serine-type endopeptidase activity
Source: RefSeq, a predicted model, not a curated record